This is a messenger RNA of Impatiens glandulifera, 750 nucleotides long. RefSeq lists its product as uncharacterized. The record is from RefSeq and is a predicted model, not a curated record. The transcript has 2 exons. Bases 1 to 750 code for a protein of 249 amino acids. NCBI's taxonomy places the organism in Eukaryota, Viridiplantae, Streptophyta, Magnoliopsida, Ericales, Balsaminaceae.
AUGGCUGACUAUACCUUGAGCCUAGUUUCUUCUAUUUUUCUCAUUGUGGCUUCCCUCUAUGGGAUCACCUGUCUCGAGUUCAUAGUGAUAAAUAAUGCUAAAACUACGCCCGGAGGGAUCCGAUUCGAGAAAGAGAUAGGAUUGAAGUACGCUAAGGAAGCCAUGGAAACCACGUCAAAAUUCAUAUGGAAUAUGUUAAACCAGAACGAUCCGAAAGACAGGAGAGUUAUGGAUAAUGUCACAAUGUACAUAUCUGAAUACAAAGGCGCUGAAGCUUUCACUCAAGCCAAUAAGAUUAAUGUCAGCUCCGUCUACUUGGAGGGUUAUCAAGGCAAUUUGACGUGGGAGUUCACAUCACUCGUUUAUCACGAGAUGACUCAUGUUUGGCAAUCUUUUGGUGCAUUUGAACCGAUUAUGUUGAUUGAAGGAAUAGCGGAUUAUACUAUCUUGAAAGCUAACUAUUAUCCCCCAUUAUACGCAAAGCCUGGGAUGGGAGAUAAAUGGGAUCAAGGUUACGAUUUCACAGCGAGGUUCCUUGAAUAUUGCGAGGGGUUAAAACCGGGGUUUGUGCCCACCCUUAACAAGAUGAUGAACAUUACUUAUAAGGAGGAAUACUUUGUUGAUUUGUUGGGGAAGCCUGUCAACCAGCUUUGGAAGGAAUACAAGGCUAAGUUUGGUGGCAAACCAAGUACUAAGAACUCUAAUACUAUCAGGGAAAGGAGAUAUAGUGACCGAUAUUUGGGUUAUUGA